AUUAGUACGGAACAAUUUGCGAAAUUAGGUUAUCAAGCGAACUGUUUCUAAUGAAAAUCGCAUAAUUGCGUCAAAGUGCCAUCAUCCGUGUGUGUGCUUUUCACGCAUGAGAUCUUGUCCGCUUUACGGUGUCCGACAUUGAAAAUAUGCAUCGGUUUUGCCAUUUUUCGCCGCACCAUUAUAACAGUAUUAUGGCUAAAUUACCGCUUAAUAGUUCAAUUAAAUUAACGGGCGACGGCGUGAUGAUGCGUUUUAGUGCAAUACUAGUGCGCGCCCUGUUCAUAUUUUGCCUGCCAGUGGGGUCGCAACUUGCCGAUGAAAGCGCCACCACCUUGCCCACCCCUAUGGACACCACCCAGCCGCCCAUUGGUCCGUUUAGCGUGGAGAUUCUAGCCAUUUUUGUGCCACCCGGUAUCAGUAAUGCCGUGCAAGUGGUGUGGGGGGGCGAUGGUAUGCCGAACGGCGCUAAUCUCACCUAUGGCGUCUACUUUGGCUCAGAAGAUGGCGACUUGGAAUAUCCGAAGCUGACCACGCCCAAUGUCAGCGCCCUCAUUAUCGACCUGCAGUACUGCACCAAGUACAACUUUGCCGUUACCGUACUGGAUGGGGGCGCCACAUCCGACACCGUUAAAAUUAACCCGAAUACUGUCAGAACUGUCAUUACAGGGGCCGAGCAGCUGGCGCCCCCUUUAAAUCUCACG
Molecule: messenger RNA, 701 nt
Organism: Dendroctonus ponderosae (mountain pine beetle)
Lineage: Eukaryota; Metazoa; Arthropoda; Insecta; Coleoptera; Curculionidae
Molecular function (GO): protein binding
Source: RefSeq, a predicted model, not a curated record